This is a messenger RNA of Daphnia pulex (common water flea), 1631 nucleotides long. RefSeq lists its product as uncharacterized. The record is from RefSeq and is a predicted model, not a curated record. The coding region runs from base 726 to 1631 and encodes 301 amino acids. NCBI's taxonomy places the organism in Eukaryota, Metazoa, Arthropoda, Branchiopoda, Diplostraca, Daphniidae. The transcript has 2 exons.
AAUGGGAACACCGACGUUGUCACUCUUGUAAGAAUAUUUUUAAUUUUAUUUAGUUUUCUUAUCUGUUGUUAUAUUCAGUAUACUGUCUCAAAGUCUUGCAUAUUUUUAACUCAUCGAUUUAUUGAAACUAUUUUUCUUCAGGGAUCAGCAAGGCUGACUAUCAAUUUCAAAAGGAAAUGGGUUUUAUUUGUUCCCUUUGUCGAUUAAGAGAUACACCGUCUCCCUUCUAGGACGUUUCUUCGGCAUAAAAAAAAACUGAUCAAUCUCGAACCAAGAGAAAAAUCAACAAAUCUACUCCAUUCACGCCAUCACCAGCACGGAAGAGAGCUAACCGGAGAGCACCCCAUAAUAAAGCAACAAAAUUGCCUGUUCGUGAAACCCUGCCAACUCCUACGCCAGAAGUUAGUGUUUCACUCCAGAACCAGGGGCUGAUUGCUACCUCUGACUUCUCGUUUACGGAAUCUCUUCUGGAUGGAUCGUUCGGAGACCUUCAAUUCUCCCCAUCAGCAUUCCAGGCGUUUGAUGCGAUUUUAGAUUUGCCACCUCACAUUCCUGAUGCCAAUUUAGACAUUAACUUUUCACCAUCUGGAAUGAAUACCAGGUAAAAUUGCUUAAAUUCCUAGUGUUUUCAAAAAAUAAUUGUUCUUAAUUCUAAUUGUUUCUUCUUGAAAAGCGAAACUCGGGUAAACAGCACGCCAGUUGUUGAUAGAGAAGCGGAUUUCGUUAUGGCCGAAUUAGACUCUUCCUUCUCUCCAUCACAGCGCCAGCAACCACCUACUACUGACCUUAGUGACACACGGUUGAUCGAAGAAGAACGUGCUAUUGCUCGCCACGCAGUCACCCCAGUUCUCGUUCGAGAGAGAAGUUUGUUGUCUCCCACGCCCACUGCACCCAACCCAUUGAUAGAACGUUUUGAAAUUGUUGAGGGGGCAUCCACAAGGGCAAAGAAUCAGUUAUUAGAUGGGUUAGGUAAUCGUUACGGCUUAAAGAAAUCGGUUUCAACAAAGGGUGGGGUAUUUACCUGGCUAUGCACUAGACGAGGAAGAAAAAAUGGAGUUUCAUGUGCCGCCUACGUAAAGCCAUUAGGGGACGUUUUCACAGAAGGUGCCACAGCUCAUUGCCAUGAACCAAAUCCUGAACUAAAUCUGAAGGUUCCCUUAGUCAAGCAAAUUAAGGAUGUUGCUCUUAAGAAUCUCUUUGAAUCAGCAAAUGCUCUUGCGGAAGAUCUUAUUGUCCCGGUUGUAAAAGAAAACCCUUCAGCUAUAAUUCCACCCAUACAAAAUCUUGCGCGUGCAGCCAACAGAAAAAGGGAACACGAAAGGCCCUUGCACCCAACGGAUCUCUUUUUUGAAUUGAAACCGGAACAUCUACCAAAAGAUUUUUAUCGUGGUGAGGUAGUUGUGGUAGAGAAAUGUCAUCUUCUUUUUGCCACUGACGACCAGAUCAAAGAUCUUCAAAAAAUGAGAAGGUGGUACGUUGAUGGCACUUUCCAUGUAGCUCAGCUACCUUUUUCCCAGCUUUACAGUAUCCACGGUUUUAUAACAAAAGACGGCAAAUCAAAGCAGAUUCCCCUUCUUUAUAUAAUUUUGUCCGGCAAAGAGCUGAGUGAUUACGACGCCGUUUUAAAAUAA